CGCUUCGGCUUCCUCCGCUCGUCUCGUCUCGCCUCCAUUUUUCCUCCCAAACCAAACCGCACCACCAACCAAAAAACGCCACGCCUUCCCUCGCCGCCGCCGCCAGCCGCCGCCGGGCUUCCCUCCCCGCCGCCGCUGCCGCCGUGCACCGUUUCUUCUCUCUCUGUCUCCCUACCGGGGAGUCCCCGUUCUCUUCGGCCCGUGUUAGUAAACUGUGUUGUUGAAGGAAGCAUACAUUCCCCCUAUUUGUCAACAAGAUCACUGCAUGAUCCAGAGAAGUGUGGUCAUAGCCUGUUCUGAAGAGAAAAUAAGGGAUACCCUGAAUUUUUGUACAGGGUAAGGUUUGCAGAGUUAAUAGCUGGCCAUUGGAGUACUUGGUGGUAGAAUACCUAAAAAGGAGAUACUUGUAAAUUUUCUGGUGCAUUCAACUCCUCCCAUAUAUUUUUCUCUGGCAUUGGCAAUAAUGUCAGAAAGUGAAUUAUCUGUAAUAAAACCAGAGGCGUUGAAGACUUAUAUUUGGCUUCAGUGCUUUGAUGGAUCCAUACAGCAAGUGGAGGAGGAGGUUGCCAUGUUCUGCCCAAUGAUAUGUCGAGAAAUUGUGAAAAACGGGACAGGGUCAUCCAAAAAUCAUGCUAUUGCUCUCCCAGAAAGAGUUAAUCCGGCAAGUUUGAGUUUGAUUCUUGACUACUGCCGGUUUCAUCAAGUCCCUGGGCGCUCAAAUAAGGAGCGGAAGUCGUUUGAUGAAAAGUUUGUUAGGAUAGACACAGAAAAACUCUGUGAGCUGACAUCUGCAGCUGAUAGUCUUCAAUUAAAGCCACUGGUUGAUCUUACCAGUCGAGCACUUGCUCGAAUCAUUGAAGGAAAGACACCUGAGGAAAUCCGUGAUAUUUUUCAUUUACCAGAUGACUUAACUGAGGAAGAGAAAUUGGAGCCCCUAAAAAAUAUUAAUGAUGAUCCUAGGAUCCGCUUAUUGAAUCGAUUAUAUGCAAAGAAGCGGAAAGAGCUACAGGAACGCCAGAAACUGAAGGUCGAUAUUCAAGAACAGAAAGAGCAGAAAGACGAGCGAUCUUUGGAUGAGAUACUAUGCUUCAUAAAUGGGGAUGGAGGUUCUGGAGGUGGAAAAGCUGCUAAGAAUAAGAAAAAGAACAAGAGGAGGAAGGAUCAUGCUAAGAAUCCCCAAAAGGCUGAUCCUGAACCUGGAAAUAUGGAGGGAGCUGCAUGUGCGGUUGUUGGUGUUGGUACUAUUUCUAGAGCACCUUGCCAAAGUUCAGAUGUGCAAGAUGAUGCUGAAUACCCCUUUGAAGAUGGUGACCUUGAUGAUGGACUUGAUCCUGCAUUGCAGGAAGAGCUUGAUAGAGAAGUGGAAGACUUUGCGAGGAGGUUGAAUUCCGUUUGGCCUGAAAGAAGAAGAAUUGAGUCACAGCUAAACGGUGGUAAUGGUUCUCUGCAGAGAUUUUCUGGGCUUAAUCACAGGUGAAUGUCAAGCAGCAGGAUCAGCAAGCAGAAGCAUAGGAAAUUUGUGCACAUACAGCUUCGAAGUGAGCUAGAGACCGAAGUGAGCACCUGUUACUUGAGUGCCGAAGAGGCCUUGAAACUCGGAACCAAGCUUGCAGACAAUGUGCGUCUUUUUUUCCCCUGGCCAUUUUGGGCGCAGGGGCUGGCUCAUCAGGUUGGGAUGAAGCAUAGCGAGGUUUAGAUAGAUCAAGGAACAGGAGAUCAUUUUUCCAGUCGUGUUAUUUCUUGGGGGGAGUUGACUCGGUUUUUGUUCUUUCGCUGUAUUGCCCAUUUUCCUGGAUAGAGCAGAGUGUGCAACUGUAACAGAUAUCAGUCACUGCUGUGAAAGAAAUUCCGUUGGUUUACUUUUGGUUCCUCAGUUGCUGCAAAAAGGGAAGUCGGUCCAGGCUAUUUUGUCA
Messenger RNA from Brachypodium distachyon (stiff brome), 1913 nucleotides. Its product is annotated as SKP1-like protein 21. Gene Ontology annotation, cellular component: nucleus; cytoplasm. Gene Ontology annotation, biological process: SCF-dependent proteasomal ubiquitin-dependent protein catabolic process. The transcript has 10 exons. Gene Ontology annotation, molecular function: cullin family protein binding. Bases 464 to 1477 code for a protein of 337 amino acids. The record is from RefSeq and is a predicted model, not a curated record. NCBI's taxonomy places the organism in Eukaryota, Viridiplantae, Streptophyta, Magnoliopsida, Poales, Poaceae.